Molecule: messenger RNA, 3405 nt
Organism: Orbilia oligospora ATCC 24927
Lineage: Eukaryota; Fungi; Ascomycota; Orbiliomycetes; Orbiliales; Orbiliaceae
Exons: 4
Coding region: 1-3405 (1134 amino acids)
Biological process (GO): peptidyl-serine phosphorylation; autophagosome organization; autophagy
Cellular component (GO): autophagosome; cytoplasm
Molecular function (GO): protein binding; ATP binding; protein serine/threonine kinase activity
Source: RefSeq, a predicted model, not a curated record
AUGACAUCCGAGCUUAGUAAUGGAACUGAGCUCAGUUGGCUCCAAUCAAAGCCCCCAUGGUCAGGCAACUCAGAUCAUUUUCUUCCGCUCGCGUCCCGUCAGGUACUCGAAAACGAUGCUAAAAGCGUGGGCAAGGUGCCUUCGAUUAUUGAGUAUUUCGCUAAGCUUAUACAAACGAGGUCAAGAUACACAAUUCCAGAAAUUAUUUUCAGGAACCAUGACCGCCGACAAGAAGUAGCCGAAGGAUCGAUGUAUAGAGUAUGGAAGUACACCGCAUCAAGACUCGGUACUGGAGAUUUACCAAAAGUUAUCGCUGUUAAGGAAGCUAAACUUACGAUACCUUCACAAAUCGAGCGAUCUUCCCAUAUUAGCAACGUGUUAACCGCGCGUCUCAAGUCGGUAUUGCUGGAAAUAGAAGUACUUUUUUAUCCGCCGCUAGCGAACCACAAAAAUAUAGUUAAAUUACUCGGUAUCUCUUGGGAUAUUGAGAGUAAUGGCCUUACUCCAUUCUUGGUAAUGGAGUUCGCCAGUUUUGGGAGUUUAAACAAAUUACUACUCACGGAAGCUGUUACAGAUUCGGAGAGGCUUUCUCUUUGCGCCGGUAUAGCGGAUGGAUUGAAAUCCCUCCAUAACUAUAUGAUUGUGCAUGGGGAUGUCAAACAAGACAAUAUACUCAUAUUUCCUGGUGAUACUGAUAGGUUCAUCGCCAAGAUCUCUGACUUCGAGCACGCGUUCGCCUAUGAUGAUCCUUCACAGUACCGGGGCACCUCUGUCUACAACGCUCCAGAGGUCCAUGCUCAGCGAAACCCUGAUAAAACGAAAUCUAUUCCGAUUUCAGAUCCUGCCAAAUGUGAUAUAUUCUCGUUUGGGCUACUCGUAUUCGAAGUUUUGAGCGAGGGUGUUCGCUAUUUCCAUCUUCCGAAGGGGAAGGCUUUCCAUGAAGCCUCAAUCGCUGGAGAUCAGCGAUGCUUCAUGGACCUUGCGUUACAAUUAUUAGACGAACGCACUAGCCUUUCCGAAAGCCAGACACGAAUCUGCAGCCAAGUUUUUCAAAUCACACUCCAAUAUAACCCCGGCGACAGACUAGUUGAAGGCUGGCCUAUCCUUUUAGGUUUGCUUAAUCAGAGCUCACGGCCUGACGAACAGUCAGUUCCAUUAGGACAGGUGAACACCUACCAGGGGCAGAAAACGAACAGGUUAUCUAUUCUUGAGCUCUUUCGAGAUACCCAUAUGAACGAGGCGUAUGAAAAUGCCCUGAUCGAGGAACUUCGGCACACAGCAGAAAAGGCGCCACUACAAGCGGAUAGGGCGCGGGCGAGCCUUCAAAUUAGCUUCGUAUGCUUCAGCAAUAUAGCUUCAUCUAGAGUUGUCGAUGGGGAAGGCACUGAUUGGCUAAUUCGCGCUAUACAACUUGGUGAUGAAUGCGCUUUGGCGAUCGGCCCUAGAAUUUUCGAGGCAAAGAAAAUUAGCACCCCCGAAGAAUUACAAACGCUUUCAGACAGUACAAGUUUAACAAAUACUUCAGCCUGUUUACAGCAAUUCCCUUCGCCGGAGUUUUAUCGAAAUGCGGUUAGAAUUUUCUGGGGGAGGAAUCUCAGAACAGAUUUUGAGGAGAGGUUCUACGACGAUAGAGAAAACCAAGCAAGAAAAGGCGAAAGCUAUCGAGUACACCGCGCGCUAUGCUCAUUGGAAGGCAGAGCUUCUCUUACAUCAUAUCUGAAUCACAAAAUAUCUUUUAAUGAUCAAACAGAGGACGGACUAACGCCGCUUCACAUAGCAUGUAUGCGUGGUGAUGCUGAACAGGUUUAUUUGCUGUUAUCUGGUGGUGCGGACGCCUCGAUUAAUGACAAGAGGAACAUAUCGCCUUUGCAUUAUCUAGUCUUAUUCCCAGACAAGCACGUCCCUGCGAUUGCAUGGGCACUGAUCCGCGCUGGGGCGAGAAUUAACAGUCAACCGAAAAAAGAAGCGGGGGGAUUUUUCGAUAGCCUCGGAAUGUGUUUGUUAGGGACACCUCUCCAAUGGGCAAUCCUUUGCCGGAACCAACUGGCCAUGUCAGCCUUGUUGUAUCUUGGAGCAUCUAUCUUCGGCGACCAGCCCGAGAAUCGACUUGACUGUUUCUUUGCCUGUGUCCAGACUGUCUGCGCUGACACCCUGGAAAUACUUCUCCGAGAAUCUUUAACUACUCGGCCACUACACGGAAAAGAUGCCUACAACCUCUUCUUCCAUGUCGGUAGCGGGCAUAGCCGAGUUUCUGACUUUCAGAGAUACUGUAUGCAUGGCAAAGAAUGGGAAGAAGCUACCGCAAAGGUAUUUGUUACCUUUGCACGAUACGGCUUUCCUAUUCGAGAAAGACACAAGAACAAAAUUCUGAUGAGCGCUGCAAAAGAUAAUUGCCCAAGUCUUGUUCGUCAUAUGAUAGAUGUGGGGGCAGAUGUAAAUGCGGUUGAUAAGUUAUUUCUUCGGCCCAUCAACGCUUUAUUUUUAUACGGUAUUGAAAGGAUAUCCGACUCGCCCAAGACUAGUCAAAUCAUCCGCCUACUCGUCGACAACGGCGCCUCAUUAGAACCCUAUGAGGUUUCUCCAAUGCUGUCUUAUGGUAAUUAUCUUGACGUCCGCAUUGCUCAAAAAUCGAUUCUUCAGCUCGCUAUGGAGUUUGGGUCGCCGUUCUCCACAAUCGAACUGAUUGCUCGGCUAACGCAGCGAGAUAUAAACCGUCUAACAGAUGGCAAGGCCGCAAUACAUUGCGGCCAACUGUCAGAAACGCAGGAAGAACGUAUCCAGAUUGCCUCUUUGCUCAUUUCUCUCGGCGCGGAUGUUAAUCUAGAAACUAGUCAUUGGUACGCGGGUUACGAUGACACUUCUAAGGAACGGCACCCUUACCCUCGGGAUACGUUCUGCUGCAGAACCGCUGUUUGCACUGCACUUAUAGAUGAGAAUUGGCCCCUUGCUAGAUUCUAUCUUGAGAAUGGGGGCCCUACUAAGUAUGGAAUUUCAGGCGGGCAUUGUACAACCAUUGUCCAUUUUGUACUCCGAACUGCCGCCAAUGAACCUAGGAGGUGGCACAUCUUCGAGGGCUUUCUGGAUCUUAUUUUGGGCCACCCAAGGGCCGAAGAAGAUAGUUUAGUUGAUUGCAGGGACUCCGACGGCUUUAGCCCCCUCGUUUGGGCAACAUACUUUGCUUUACCAUCAUGUGUCAGGAUAUUACUGGACCAUGGCGCCGACGUCCAUUGCGAAAUUAAUGGCCUUUCACUUGGCAUGUUGCUACAAUUCUAUCGCGAGAAUCCACCAGAGUUUGUUAGAGAUGUCCAGGACGAAAAGAAGAUCAGGAGAGGGGAUGUACAUCCAUCGGUCUAUCUACAAAGGCUUGACGAAAUUAGUCAACUAUUAUCUUUAGAGUUGGGGUAG